AUGGCCAGUGCAAUAUCAUUCUUAACGACAAAUAAAGGUGAACCAUUACUAGUGUUUAACCAAUAUAUGCUCAAAUGCAAUAAAACGUCCUUAUCAAAAAAAUAUUGGGUUUGUACUGAACAUCGAUAUGACGUAUAUGUACACACCAAUUUAGAAAAUGAAUUUUUAUUGAUUACUGGUGAUCAUAACCAUGUGAUAAAUCCGAAUACGUUAGAAAUAAAAGCAAUUGAAGACAAAAUGAAAAAUCGCAUUUUAAAUGAAACAACGUCGAUUAUGAAAAUCUAUGAUGAGGAAAUCGCAAAAGUGCAUUUGUCUGAUGAAGGAGCUGCAGAACUUCCAACAGUCAUUGAAUACCGUGUGCCAGUUGCAUAUUGUUUGUUAUCAAAUCGACGAGCAACUACAUACAUCGAAUUAUUUCAGCGAUUUAAACAAGAAGCAACACUAUUAGGUAAACAAUUUCAACCGACACACGUUGUAUCUGAUUUCGAAUCAGCAAUUAUGUCCGCAGUUCGACACGUAUUUCCAGCUGCUAAGCAUUCAGGCUGCUUAUUCCAUUUUACUCGCAACGAUACGCCAACAUGCAAGGAAUUGAUGGGUCUAAGCUUAAUGCCGAUUUGUGAAGUAGAACAACAAUUCAAACGUAUUCGAGAAAUAUUAUCUUCAUCGUUAUAUGAUUUAUUAGUAUACUUUGAACGUCAAUGGAUAAAAGGUAGUGUUCCUCUAUCAAUGUGGAAUUCGAAUGAUGUUGAUCAUCGAACCAAUAGCAUCUCGGAAGGUAAUGAAAUAAAAUGUUUACGAAUUAAACUGAAAUUCUUUUUAAAUUCAUGUAUGUUAAUUCUAGCGUACAACCGUAGAUUUUCAACAAGAAUAAGCAAAAAACAUCCAAACGUAUGGACUUUCAUAAAGUUGAUUCAAAGUGAAAAUGUUCGACUUGAACAUAUAAUAGCUCAACUAAGUGGUGGUGCCUCAUCUUCAAAGAAAUCAAAGAACACAACAGGGUUUCAAAAACGAUUUGGAACGCUUAAAAAACGAUUCAACGAUAAUGAAAUCAAUACAAAGCAAUUAUUGAAGGGAUUAGCAUUACUACUUGGAUCACACAAAAAAAGAAAAUAA
Rotaria socialis is the source of this 1113-nucleotide messenger RNA. The record is from the annotation of a GenBank genome assembly. NCBI's taxonomy places the organism in Eukaryota, Metazoa, Rotifera, Eurotatoria, Philodinida, Philodinidae.